AUGGUCGCAGACUUCAAUGCACGCUCGGAUGAUACUAAGGAUCUUCAAUUUCAGAGCUAUAUUCCAUUUUGGCGUUUGUUGACUGAUCAGCAAGUCAUCACUAAUGAGGUGCUCCAUCACCAGUAUGAUGGAUCGGGAACUGACGAUGACCCGUACGUCGUGCGUUGGUUGACCGUCGAUCCUCGGAAUCCCAUGGAAUUCAGUAUGGCAAGAAAGGCUAUAGUCACAUUCGCUACGGCUAUUGCAACUUUUGUGAUUUCCUUAACCUCCUCUGCCUACAGUGGUAGUAUCCAGGGUGUCAUUGAUGAGUUCGAUAUCAGCAGAGAGGUGGCGACUCUCGGUCUGUCGCUUUUUGUGUUUGGGUUCGCUGUUGGACCGUUGAUAUGGGCACCGCUGAGUGAGACUGUGGGCCGGCAGAUCCCAUUCUUCGUGUCUUUUCUCGCUCUUUCGGCCUUUUCUGCAGGGUGUGCAGGUUCCCAGAAUAUUCACACGUUGUUGGUCCUUCGUUUCUUCGGGGGAGCGUUCGGUUCUGCACCUCUUACAAAUGCUGGAGGUGUUAUCUCGGACAUGUUCAUUGCCAGACAACGAGGACUGGCAAUGCUUUUGUUUGCAUCGACCCCGUAUCUAGGUCCCGCCCUUGGUCCCAUUAUUGGUGGCUUUCUUGGAAUGAAUGCAGGGUGGAGAUGGGUUGAAGGCUUCCUAGCUGCUUGUGCAGGAAUGGCUUGGGUCCUGAUGGCGAUUCUUGUCCCCGAGACGUAUGCGCCAGUGCUACUCCGAAAACGAGCGGCAAAGCUAUCGCUCUUGACAGGGAAAUGCUACCGCAGCAAACUCGACAUCGAAAGAGGGGAAAUCCCUAUCUCUAAGCGACUGAAGACAGUCUUUUCUCGGCCUUGGGUGCUUCUCUUCCGUGAACCCAUUGUGCUUCUUCUUACCUUCUACGCCGCCCUGAUCUACGGCGUGCUCUAUAUGCUUUUCGAAGCACUUCCCAUUGUCUACGAGGACAUCCGUGGCUGGAAUGCUGGCGUUGGAGGUCUCCCUUUCCUGGGAGUCAUGAUCGGCGUGCUCUUCGGCGUGGCCUACACCGUGUGGGAUAAUAAGCGAUACAUCCGAACACAGGAAAAACACAAUGGAUUUGCCCCGCCAGAGGCUCGCCUUCCCCCUUGCAUGUCCUCUGCGGUGGCAAUCCCGAUUGGUCUUUUCUGGUUUGCUUGGACCAAUUCCCCAUCCAUCCACUGGUUAUGCAGUGUCGCGGCCCUGGUUCCGUUUGGGUUCGGGCUACUCCUUAUAUACAUGGGGAUUGUCAACUACCUCAUCGACUCCUACACCAUUUACUCGGCGUCUGUUCUGGCAGGCAUGUCUAUAUUCCGAUACACAUUUGGAGCCGUUUUCCCCCUUUUCAGUUCAUAUAUGUAUGAGGGUCUGGGUAUUCAUUGGGCCUCGUCCAUUCCGGCGUUUGUGUCGGUGUUGUGCAUGCCACUUCCUUUUUUCUUUUAUAAAUAUGGCGCGCAGAUCAGGCAGCGCUGCAAGUAUGCUGCACUGUCACAGAAGCGUCUUGAGACAUUACGACAGUCGUCCGUGUCAGAAAAAGCCGCGGCGCCAAUUCCUGAUGAGGGACCUGAGAACCAACUACGUCUGAUUGCAAGUUCUCAGUGA
Messenger RNA from Penicillium odoratum, 1653 nucleotides. Its product is annotated as MFS transporter. The record is from RefSeq and is a predicted model, not a curated record. The coding region runs from base 1 to 1653 and encodes 550 amino acids. Lineage: Eukaryota; Fungi; Ascomycota; Eurotiomycetes; Eurotiales; Aspergillaceae. Gene Ontology annotation, molecular function: transmembrane transporter activity. The transcript is spliced from 2 exons. Gene Ontology annotation, biological process: transmembrane transport.